AUGAUCUUUUCAUUCAUUCUAGCCUAUCUGGAACACCUUUCCAAGAGAUGGCCAGAAGUCUGUCUGGCAUCAUUUCUUGGGUACCUCUCUCUUCGGUGCUACCUGACUUACAAAACCCAGAUCAUAGCAAACUGGCCCAUCGUGGGCGGACUCCCCUAUCUUCUCAAGAAUGUUUACCGCUUGCAUGAGUGGUCCGCCGAGCUAUCCACCAUUGGCACCUCCUACUUGUUCAAAGGACCCCUUCUGGGGCGUCAAGAGCUGCUACUCACUUGCGAUCCCCGCAACGUUGAGUACAUCCUCAAGACCAACUUCUCCAACUUCCCCAAGGGUCCAGAGUACUUAGAAACCUUGGAAGUACUUGGACAGGGGAUUUUCAGUGUGGACUCUGAUUCAUGGCAUCAGCAACGAAAAAUGGCGAACAAGGCAUUUGGGGCCAAGGAUUUCAGGAGCUCCAUCGCCACCAUGAGCCAGAAGGUGGUGGAGGAUAAGCUCCUCCCCUUGCUGAAGCACCUCCAAGCACAAGUCUGUACCAUAGAUUUGCAAGAUGUACUUCUGAGGUACUCGUUCGACAGUAGUUGCGCUAUCAUCCUGGGAGAAAUCCCUGGAUCUCUUUCUCCAAGCCUUUCAUCCAAUGAGUUUUCCCAAGCCAUUGACGACGCAAGAGAAGUCAUCUUCUUCAGGAACGUGAUGCCCAGAAGAUGGUGGAAGCUUUUGCGUUCGUUGAGGAUGGGAAGAGAGAGGGAAGUGGCUAGAAUAUUAAAAACUCUGGACCAAUACAUGGCGCAUUACAUUUCAUCAAAGAGAGAAGAUCUGCUCAGAGGAGUGGAAGCAAAUGAUCUUCUAGCAACUUACAUGAAGUUUCAUGAAGAUAGGAACGAUAUGUCACUAAACGGUGAUAAGUUCCUCAGAGACACAGUCUUAAACUUCAUCUUCGCCGGACGCGAUACAGUUGCGUCGGGCCUUACAAUGUUCUUCUGGCUGGUUUCAAAGAACCCACGAGUGGAGAAGAAAAUCAUGGAAGAACUGAGGAUUCUGCAUGCAAAGAAUGUGGCCGACAGUAGCCGUUUGAUGAAACCCAACGAGCCAUGUAUAUACAGAUUAGAAGAUUUGAGGUCGCUGGUGUAUUUGCAGGCAGCAUUGUAUGAAUCCAUGAGGCUGUAUCCUCCAGUUCCUCUGAACCGCAAAGGGGUGCUGAAGGAAGAUGUGCUUCCUGAUGGUAAUGUUGUUCGGCCUGGAAUGCAGAUCACCUUCUCCAUUUAUGCAAUGGGAAGGAUGCAAUCGAUAUGGGGGGAAGAUUGUCUGGAAUUCAAGCCCGAGAGAUGGUUUGGUGAUGACGGUAAGUUAUUGUCUGAAUCCAAAUUCAAGUAUUUUGUGUUCAAUAUCGGACCAAGAACUUGCAUUGGCAAGGACAUGGCUAUCACGCAGAUGAAGUUGGCUGUAGCUGCCAUUCUUUUCAAUUUCCAUGUUGAAGUGCUUGAUGGUCAAUCUGCCUCCCCAAAACCAUCAACAAUCCUUCAACUCAAGAAUGGCCUGAUGGUGAAGAUCAAACACAGGGUAGCUUAA
This is a messenger RNA of Nelumbo nucifera (sacred lotus), 1563 nucleotides long. The record is from RefSeq and is a predicted model, not a curated record. Lineage: Eukaryota; Viridiplantae; Streptophyta; Magnoliopsida; Proteales; Nelumbonaceae.